Molecule: messenger RNA, 1749 nt
Organism: Kluyveromyces lactis
Lineage: Eukaryota; Fungi; Ascomycota; Saccharomycetes; Saccharomycetales; Saccharomycetaceae
Gene: DPL1
Product: sphinganine-1-phosphate aldolase DPL1
Exons: 1
Coding region: 1-1749 (582 amino acids)
Biological process (GO): sphingolipid catabolic process; carboxylic acid metabolic process
Cellular component (GO): endoplasmic reticulum
Molecular function (GO): pyridoxal phosphate binding; sphinganine-1-phosphate aldolase activity
Source: RefSeq, a predicted model, not a curated record
AUGGGAAAGAUGAGUUUCAUUGAAGGAUUGCAGAAGCGCUUUUUUUUAGGAUAUUCAUACAAAUACAACACGUUCGAACUUGAUCCUAUUAUACUGGCAACUUCUAUCAAGGUGGCAGUUUUAGAUUAUUUUCGGAAUACGCCUUGGUAUUGGAUCAUCAGAGACGCCGUCUUUUACCAUCUGCUUUUUAACGUUUUGUCCCGGAUUAUUUUGUACAUAAGGGGGUAUGGGCUUCUGACAUCAAUUUCUAAAUUAUUCCAUUAUGCCAGUAGACGUUUAUUUGAGGUUCUAUUGAGCUUACCAAUGGUAAGAGGUUCUGUCGAUAAAGAGGUUUCUAAAGUCUUAGCCACAAUAGAGAAAGAUAUGAUAAAAAACGAUGCGAAUUUAAAGGAUUUCCCUGAACUACCAAGAACAGGAUUAAGUGAAGCUGAUGUAUUGAAAGAACUAGAUAAACUCAAUUCUGUUUUGAAGCAUUCUGAUUGGGAAAAUGGUAAAGUAUCUGGUGCAGUGUAUCAUGGUGGGGAUGAUUUGAUUGAUUUACAAUCCAAAGCGUUUAAAAAGUUUUGUGUGGCGAACCAGUUGCAUCCAGAUGUCUUUCCUGGUGUGCGUAAAAUGGAAGCAGAGGUAGUGUCCAUGGUUUUGAACUUAUUUAAUGCUCCACCGACUGGUUGUGGUACUACAACAAGUGGUGGUACGGAGUCGUUGUUAUUGGCUUGUGUAAGCGCAAAAAUGCUUGGAUUGCGCUACAAGGGAAUUACCGAACCCGAAAUAAUCAUCCCGAAGACAGCACAUGCAGGUUUUGACAAAGCGGGAUAUUACUUUGGCAUAAAGAUCCAUCAUGUUGAUUUGGAUCCUGUGACAUUCCAAGCUGAUGUUAAGCAGAUGAGAAAACUUAUCAAUAGAAAUACUGUUAUGUUGGCUGGCUCUGCUCCAAACUUCCCUCACGGGAUCAUUGACGAUAUCGUUUCGAUCGGUAAACUUGGUGAAACUUACAAAAUUCCUGUUCAUGUUGACUGUUGUUUGGGAUCAUUCAUUGUUGCGUUCAUGUCCAAGGCCGGAUUUAACGAUGUACCAUUGUUUGACUUCAGAGUUCCCGGUGUCACCUCUAUUUCAUGUGAUACACACAAAUAUGGCUUUGCACCAAAAGGCUCUAGCGUUAUCAUGUACCGCAACCCUGAAUUGAGGAAACAACAGUAUUAUGUCAGUACCGAGUGGACAGGAGGUUUGUAUGGAUCGCCAACGCUUGCGGGAAGUAGACCGGGUGCCUUGGUUGUCGGUUGUUGGGCAACUAUGGUACAUGUGGGAGCAGAUGGAUACAUUAAUUCAUGUAAAGACAUCGUCGGAAAGGCUCGUGAGUUGAAAGAAUUCAUUCAAAAGGAAAUUCCAGAGCUUCAAAUUUUAGGCGAUCCAUUAUGUUCUGUGAUAUCAUUCACGUCCAACAAAAUUGAUAUCUACGAACUUUCAGACACAUUGUCUAAGUCUGGAUGGCACUUAAGUGCAUUGCAGAACCCAUCUUCUAUCCAUCUUGCACUCACAAAGCUAUCCCUAAAAUCGGUUGAUGAAUUGAAGCACUUGUUGAAGAGCACCGUUGACAAAAUGAAACAAUCACCUGAUGCCAAACCUUCUUCUGAUGGUACGAGCGCUCUUUAUGGUGUAGCAGGAAGUGUGAAAACCGUUGGUGUGGCUGACCGUUUGAUUGAAGGUUUCUUAGAUAGUUUGUACAAACUUGAGCCAGAACACGCUACUUAA